Acipenser ruthenus (sterlet) is the source of this 4149-nucleotide messenger RNA. Its product is annotated as zinc finger protein. Gene Ontology annotation, molecular function: nucleic acid binding; zinc ion binding. Lineage: Eukaryota; Metazoa; Chordata; Actinopteri; Acipenseriformes; Acipenseridae. The record is from RefSeq and is a predicted model, not a curated record. The transcript has 7 exons. The coding region runs from base 426 to 1133 and encodes 235 amino acids.
UGGUGUAAUGCCAUGUCCACGCGGUGUGUCCUUGACGACUCUCUUUCUAUCCCUCAUUCUGACUUUCUGUGUUGUGGAGGUAAAAAAGACAGUGAAAUCGCUGCUGCUGUCUGAAAGAGAUGAGAGAGGAGCUGGCGGCGCUGUGAGGCAGCCCUUCUCUCCCUGCUUGCCUUCCUCAAGUGGUGUGGAAACUGAGAGCUGGUACCGACCUGGAUUUGUGACUGCGCGACAAAAGAGGGAAAACCAUUAAGCAUAACAGCUACACUCGGGACUUCGUACAGUACGCACAUGUGGGGAGGACAGCAAAAUAAACAAACUCCUUCAACAAUAACAGUGGGAAAAUAAACAACUUUUUGGAUACAUUUAACUGCACCUGAAGAACAAACGAGCUUGGCUUGUUGGUUUUGCAAUACUGAAGUGCCGAGAUGAAGUCUGCAGUGGUCGGAAAUGGUGGCAUCUUUACAGACAGUUACUGCAACAUCUGCAAUGCACAGCUGAUUUCCGAAUCCCAGAGGGUCGCACACUACGAGAGUAAGAAACAUGCCAACAAGGUUCGGCUUUUCUACAUGCUGCACCCAGAGGAUGGAGGACCUCCCUCCAAGAGACUGCGCCCUGACAACCCGGAAAGUGAUGCGAGUGAAGUGGACAGGAACAAGUGCUGCACGCUCUGCAACAUGUUCUUCACAUCAGCUAUUGUGGCCCAGUCCCAUUACCAGGGCAAGACUCACGCCAAGAGGGUGCGGCUGAUCCUUGGGGAGCCUCCAAGCACGCCCACCACUGUCAGCAGUCCAGACUCCACCUCCAUCGCAUCACAGCCUGCUGACCAGCCCCCGCCCCCUGAGUGUCCCGCAGCCAAUGACAGCGGGGCAGGGAAGUUCUGCUGCCUGUGUGGCGCCUGGUUCAACAACCCGCUGAUGGCACAACAGCACUAUGAGGGCAAGAAACACAAGAGGAACGCAGCCCGGGCACGACUGCUGGAACAGCUAGCAGGCAGCCUUGGAGCAACAGAAACCACAGCGCUGAGAAGCAAAUACUCAUGUGCCGUGUGCAACGUGAUCCUGAACUCGAUCGAACAGUACCACGCACACCUUCAGGGAUCCAAACACCAGAACAACUUGAAGCAGCAGCAGUGAGAUCCUGCAGCCCCUAUCUGUGGCACCAGGCAUUUCAUAGGGGAGAAGACAGCAUCUCUAUUUGGAAAUGUUCGGGGAAGGAUUCCUGUGCUCUUGGAAGAACAGCCAGCUCCACUUGUGGUCAGCCAUUUCCACUGAAACACAGAUUGCACCAAGCCUUACCCUGUCUGACUUUUCCUCUGCUAUGAAAUUCUUGAUUCUGCUGGUUGUUAGAGACUGAGAUUUGUCAACAACAAAAAGUCAUUACAGCAGUUAAGGUCACCCCAGCAUCAACGGUCUGGGGUAUUUGCACAGGACUGCAAUCAAAAAGUCAUCGAAACAGACAAGGCCACUGAACAUUAACUGCAUUCACAAAGUCUGACCUAGUUCAGUGUUAUAGAGAGUAUGACUUCAGUUCAAUAAUGUAAUCUAGGUCAUUUCAAAAUAUGUGUAUCUGGCCCUGUUCAGUUUUAGUAGGAGAUUCAGGAAUGUAUUCUAGGGCAUUCAUUUGCCGGGUGCAUUGCAGUUCUGUGUAUUUACCAGCUAGCGAUAGCUUUAAGAAUACUUCCCAAUAGUCUUUGCUAUGUUAGGUGCUUUUAACUCAUAUUUCUCAGAUCUUUAUACAGACGUGCUCAAAUUUGUUGGUACCCCUCCACAAAAAACGAAGAAUGCAAUUUUCUCUGAAAUAACUUGAAACUGACAAAAGUAAUUGGCAUCCACCAUUGUUUAUUCCAUAUUUAAUAGAAAUCAGACUUUGCUUUUGAUUUUUUAUUCAACAUAAUAUUGUAAAUAAUAAAACAAAUGAAAAUGGCAUGGACAAAAAUGAUGGGACUGCUAACCUAAUAUUUUGUUGCACAACUUUUAGAGGCAAUCACUGCAAUCAAACGUUUUCUGUAGCUCUCAAUGAGACUUCUGCACCUGUUAACAGGUAGUUUGGCCCACUCUUCCUGAGCAAACUGCUCCAGCUGUCUCAGGUUUGAUGGGUGACUUCUCCAGACUGCAAGUUUCAGCUCUUUCCAUAGAUGUUCGAUAGGAUUCAGAUCAGGACUCAUAGAAGGCCACUUCAGAAUAGUCCAAUGUUUUGUUCUUAUCCAUUCUUGGGUGCUUUUAGCUGUGUGUUUUGGGUCAUUAUCCUGUUGGAGGACCCAUGACCUGCGACUGACAGAGCUUUCUGACACUGGGCAGUACGUUUCGCUCCAGAAUGCCUUGAUAGUCUUGAGAUUUCAUUGUGCCAUGCACAGAUUCAAGGCACCCUGUGCCAGGCGCAGCAAAGCAGCCCCAAAACAUAACCGAGCCUCCUCCAUGUUUCACUGUAGGUAUGGUGUUCUUUUCUUUGAAAGCUUUAUUUCUUCGUCUGUGAACAUAGAGCUGAUGUGACUUGCCAAAAAGCUCCAGUUUUGACUCAUCUGUCCAAAGGACAUUCUCCCAGAAGGAUUGUGGCUUGUCAAUAUGCAUUUUAGCAAAUUUCAGUCUGGCUUUUUUAUGUUUUUCUUUCAAAAGUGGAGUCCUCCUGGGUCUUCUUCCAUGGAGCCCACUUUCUCUCAAAAAGCGACGGAUGGUGCGAUCAAAAACUGACGUACCUUCACCUUGGAGUUCAGCUUGUAUCUCUUUGACAGUUAUCCUUUGUUCUUUUUCUACCAUUCGCACUAUCCUUCUGUUCAAUCUGGGGUCGAUUUUCCUCUUGCGGCCGCACCCAGGGAGGUUGGCUACAGUUCCAUGGACCUUAAACUUCUUAAUAAUAUUUGCAACUGUUGUCACAGGAACAUCAAGCUGCUUGGAGAUGGUCUUGUAGCCUUUACCUUUACCAUGCUUGUCUAUUACUUUCUUUCUGAUCUCCUCAGACAACUCUCUCCUUUGCUUUCUGUGGUCCAUGUUCAGUGUGGUGCACACAAUGAUACCAAACAGCACAGUGACUACUUUUCUCCAUUUAAAUAGGCUGAAUGACUGAUUACAAGAUUGGAGACAUGUGUGAUACUAAUUAAAGAAACUAAUUAGUUUGAAAUAUCACUAUAAUCCAAUUAUUUAUUAUCUUUUCUAAGGGGUACCAACAAAUGUGUCCAGGCCAUUUUAGAAUAUCUUUGUAGAAUAAGCAAUAAUUCAUCUCUUUUCACAGCUUCUUUGCUUUAUUCUAUGACAUACCAAAGGCAUGCAAGUAUACAUGAUAAAAUAGCUUUUAAUUUCAUCACUUUUCAGGAGGAAUGAAGCAUUAUUUCAAUAAGCUGUAAGGGUACCAACAAAUUUGAGCACGUCUGUAUAUGUGUCCUGAGACUCCUGCAGUGAGUUGGUGUUUUAAACAGUUGAAAAACAGGCUGUUUGGUACUGAAAGUUUGAAAUAAAUCCAAUUUAUGAUGUCUGCAAAGGUCUGGGUUGAAGACAACAGGGGCACAUCCUACAUAUUCCACUAAAUGAAGAUCAUUUGUAAUCCCCUUCCUCAGAACAUCAAAUUAAUGAGCUCAGCUUCUUCUGGGUGCAGGAUAGAGAAAUUUCUUUCUGUAAAAGGAUGCCAUCACUGUUAGUAUGUCUAUUUAUUUAUUUAUUUAUGUAUGUAUGUAUGUAUUUAUUUAUUUAUUCAUUUAUUUAUGUAUUUGUUUGUUUGCUUAUUUAGUAUGUACACCAUAUGUAAAUUGGUUUUUGUGUGCAAUACUCUUUUCAGAGAUACACUGUCCUAAUUUUAAAAAAAUAACAAGAUUUUGAAAAUAGUCAAGCUGUGCAGGUUUAGCUAGCUUUGGACUGAUUUCCCUGGUUGGGAGAUGGCUGUGAAUGUGAUGAAACACACUGUCUCCCAAACAUUUAUCUUUCUGUAAUGCUGGGUACUGGAUUAUUCAGUGUGAAAAGUAGGAGUCAAUGAUUCUCUGCCUAUCCACAGAGAGAUGUGACCUUGCAAGAGGCAGACGCUCUGUGGGCGGGUGUCGGCAGUGAGUGUUUACAGGACGAGACAAUGCUUAUUAGUGUGUUUAUCCCAGAUUGAAACAAUAAUGUGAGCAGCUGGAAUCUGCUUUUUUUCUGUAUAAUGUAUUUGUCUUUAAUAAAUGUAUGU